AUGCAACACACACCUUUCAUCACUACCCAUGGAACACCACCCGCCCACCGCAGCUAUCCCACCCACCUAUCGCACAACACCACCCACCCAUCCUUUUCUCACGCCCACGCACCACCCACCCAUCGCGCUCCACCACCUACUCACCCAUCGCACACACACACCACCCUCCCACAAAUCGCACACAACCUCCACCCAUCGCACACAACCACCAUCCAAACAACCCAUCCCACACCACCACCAUCCACCCAACCCAUCACACACCACCACCAUCCACCCAACCCAUCACACACCACCACCAUCCACCCAACCCAUCACACACCACCACCAUCCACCCAACCCAUCACACACCACCACCAUCCACCCAACCCAUCACACACCACCACCAUCCACCCAACCCAUCACACACCACCACCAUCCACCCAACCCAUCACACACCACCACCAUCCACCCAUCCAGACCAUCCACCCAUCCAGACCAUCCAUACCACCCACCCACAAUACAAAAGUCAAGACUAUCUCUUUUGAAGAUUUUGGCCCUGAAAAGGGCCGUUUAUUCAAAUUUGAUUAUAAGAAAACAUAG
This is a messenger RNA of Uranotaenia lowii, 579 nucleotides long. RefSeq lists its product as uncharacterized. Lineage: Eukaryota; Metazoa; Arthropoda; Insecta; Diptera; Culicidae. The transcript has a single exon. The coding region runs from base 1 to 579 and encodes 192 amino acids. The record is from RefSeq and is a predicted model, not a curated record.